This is a messenger RNA of Sclerotinia borealis F-4128, 1125 nucleotides long. NCBI's taxonomy places the organism in Eukaryota, Fungi, Ascomycota, Leotiomycetes, Helotiales, Sclerotiniaceae. The record is from the annotation of a GenBank genome assembly.
AUGUCGAACAACUCUCGUCCAAGAGAAGUAAAGCAAAGUACAAAGUCCGGCACACCCAAACAUUCCCGUCAUCCCCUUCCAGAAGAAGUAAGGCAAAGUACAAAGUCCAGUACACCCAAACAUUUCCGUCCCCCUCUUCCAGAAGAAGCAAAGGAAAUCAUAAGAGCCAGCACAUCGAAGUCUUUGGUUUCUGCUUCUCGCAAGACAACUACUACUUUAUCAUCUUCUAGGACUCAACCACAAAUAGCAUCAGCUAAAACUGAAAGUCCGACACCGAAAGUUAUUUCAAGGCAGUAUUUUCCGGUAUGUCGUGACUUUUUCCUCAUCACAGGACCUGGCGGAACAGCUUACGGUAACGAAGCCGGAUCUGAACUGAGCAAUGCUAUAUCUUCUGGGCCUGGCCGCUAUGUGGUGAAAGGAGUUGGAGAUGGAGCAUCUCCAGUCACUUUGAAUGACAUUCGUGAAGGCUUCCUAGAGUUUAUUCACGCCGGCAAACGGAAACAUGCCACAGCCAAAGGAUGCUGGAUCAUCUUUCAUGGCCAUAGCAAGAAGUCUUCUGAAGGUUGCAGAGUUAAGCUGAGCUCUGGAUAUUGGUGUCCGAUUUCUGAACUGUUCGAUAUCUUCAACUCAGCCAAAAGCGCCCUUCACCUAUCGAUAUUUAUUGGUUGCUGCUGCAGCAAUUCCGCCGUUACCAGUGUGGGCUUACUCCCAGUCGGCACUACAGUCAUCAUGCUGUCAGAUAUAGCAUCUAGCGGUUCGGAUGUUCAGCGAUGGAUACAAUCGUUGACUGGCAAGUGGAAGCAUGGGGCAUCGGUCUUAGAUCUUUUCAACGCGUUUCUUAUCGAUGGCCUUCGAAAUCGAUUUGUACCGCGGCUUUCUAUUGUUGGCGUUCGGGACUACGAACUAGGUGAUGUGUUCGUUCAGCAUCUAGGGAAGGCAGUAAAACAAGAUGUUAUCCAUUUGAUAGAGAGGCACAAUAAUAAAGGGGUCCUGGGUCCGAUUGCUCGUAAAAUUGGAACGGCGUCUCCAACGAAUGAGUUUGGAAUAAAUGCCAUAGAGUAUGGUGCGGCUUUGGCUUUAACGUUUAGUGAACGUUUGGCUUCGAGGUUUGGAUAUGAAAAAUAG